Messenger RNA from Choloepus didactylus (southern two-toed sloth), 4627 nucleotides. It is a transcript of the gene RPH3A, whose product is annotated as rabphilin 3A. The record is from RefSeq and is a predicted model, not a curated record. The transcript has 21 exons. Bases 586 to 2661 code for a protein of 691 amino acids. Gene Ontology annotation, molecular function: small GTPase binding. NCBI's taxonomy places the organism in Eukaryota, Metazoa, Chordata, Mammalia, Pilosa, Megalonychidae. Gene Ontology annotation, cellular component: membrane. Gene Ontology annotation, biological process: intracellular protein transport.
UCCCAUCCCCUCCGCUGCUGCAUUUUAGCGCUGUCCGCGGUGCUGACCGCCAAUCCCCUGACAGCAAGCCAUUUCGACCAGCUGGGUUCUGCGGCGCGUGGAGCUUAUCCUCUCGGCCUCCCACCUCUCUUUUUCCAGGCACCUCACACAUAAAUCACGGGUGGGAGGCAGGCUUAAUUCCCCCUGCGCCGCGAAGCUGCUGCCCCCUCCACCCCCCUUGUUCACACAGGGCUUUGCAGCAGUGGUGGCAGCCGCUGCUGAUUCGGGCGCUCAGGAAGCAAUUGAUUGUCUACUGCUAGCAGCCCGGAGUUGCCUAGGCAGACGGCAGAGAGAGAAAGAGACAGAAAGGCUCAGAGAGCGAAAACCUUCAUCCAUGUGGAGGGCAGCCUGCGGGAGCCACUGUCUGUCUCUUGUCCACUGACUGGUCUGAGUUUCUCCUCUUCUGGCACUGGCACCUCCGCUGAGCUUUCAAACCAAGUCAUCAGGACUUAGCAUCUUCCCACCAGCAGGAAAGGGAGGAGUUGGCAAGAAUUUGGUUCACCCGUUUCCCUGCAAUCCUCCGGUUUUGGAGCACGGACUUCCACCAUGACCGACACUGUGCUCAGCAGCAGCUCAGACCGCUGGAUGUGCCCCAGUGACCGGCCCCUUCAAUCCAAUGAUAAAGAACAGCUCCAGGCAGGCUGGUCCAUUGGCCCCAGCGGCCAGCCCGACAGGCAGAGGAAGCAGGAAGAGCUGACAGAUGAGGAGAAGGAAAUCAUCAACAGGGUGAUUGCACGAGCUGAGAAAAUGGAAGAGAUGGAGCAGGAGCGAAUCGGGCGCCUGGUGGACCGCCUGGAGAACAUGAGGAAGAAUGUGGCUGGGGACGGGGUGAACCGCUGCAUGCUGUGUGGAGAACAGCUGGGGAUGCUGGGCUCCACCUGUGUGGUGUGCGAAGACUGUAAGAAGAAUGUCUGCACCAAAUGUGGGGUAGAGACCUCCAAAAACUGCCCACCUCCCGUGUGGCUCUGCAAAAUCUGCAUCGAGCAGAGAGAGGUGUGGAAGCGUUCCGGAGCAUGGUUCUUCAAGGGCUUCCCCAAACAGGUCCUCCCACAGCCCAUGCCUAUAAAGAAGACCACGCCCCAGCCACCUAUCAGCAAGCCUGCUACCCCUGAGCAGCCCAUCCCUGAGCCCAAGCACACUGCCCGGCCUCCAGCUCGAGGCCCUGACCUGGCCUCUGCUCCUGGGCGAGGAAGCUAUGGGCCUCCCACACGCAGGGCCUCCGAGGCACGAAUGAGCUCAUCUAGCCGGGAGUCGGAGAGCUGGGACCACAGCCAGGGUGGGGCCGCCAGUGACUCCAGCCGGAGCCCAGCAGGUUUGAGAAGGGCCAACUCCGUCCAGGCCUCCAGAGCUGCCCCGGCCUCGACGCAGAGCCCAGUGCCAUCUCAGCCUGGGCAGCCAGGGCCACCAGGAGGCAGCAGACCCAGCCCUGGCCCAAGACCAGCGGGUCGCUUUCCAGAUCGGAGAGCAGAGAUGGCUCCGAGUGACCCUGGCUAUACGGGGGCUGCUGCUGCACCACGGGAAGAGAGAACUGGGGGAGUUGGAGGCUACUCAGCAGUGAGAGCCAGGGAGGACCGAGCCGGCCAGCCCCCAGGCCCCUAUUCCCAAGCCUCUGCUGCUGCACCCCAGCCUGCUGUAGCUCCUGCCCACCAGCCACCACCCCCAGAGGAUGAUGAUGAAGAAACCAACAGCUAUGAUUCAGAUGAAGCAACCACGCUGGGAGCCCUGGAAUUCAGCCUUCUCUACGACCAGGACAACAGCUCCCUACAGUGCACCAUCAUAAAGGCCAAGGGACUGAAGCCCAUGGAUUCCAAUGGUUUGGCUGAUCCUUAUGUUAAGCUGCACCUCCUGCCGGGAGCCAGCAAGUCCAACAAGCUUCGUACAAAAACCCUGCGUAACACCCGGAACCCGAUCUGGAAUGAGACCCUCGUCUAUCACGGCAUCACCGACGAGGACGUGCAGAGAAAGACCCUCAGGAUCUCCGUCUGCGACGAGGACAAAUUUGGCCACAACGAGUUCAUCGGCGAGACCAGAUUCUCACUCAAGAAACUGAAGCCCAACCAGAGGAAGAAUUUCAAUAUCUGUCUGGAGCGGGUGAUCCCAAUGAAGCGCGCAGGGACCACGGGGUCAGCUCGAGGCAUGGCCCUUUACGAGGAGGAGCAGGUGGAGCGUAUUGGUGACAUCGAGGAACGUGGCAAGAUCCUGGUGUCCCUCAUGUACAGCACGCAGCAGGGAGGCCUCAUCGUGGGCAUCAUACGCUGUGUGCACCUGGCCGCCAUGGAUGCCAACGGCUACUCAGACCCAUUCGUCAAGCUCUGGCUGAAGCCUGACAUGGGAAAGAAAGCCAAACACAAGACUCAAAUUAAGAAGAAAACCUUGAAUCCUGAAUUUAAUGAGGAGUUUUUCUAUGACAUCAAACACAGUGACCUGGCAAAGAAGUCACUGGACAUCUCGGUCUGGGACUACGACAUCGGCAAGUCCAACGAUUACAUCGGAGGUUGCCAACUGGGAAUCUCGGCCAAGGGAGAGCGCUUAAAACACUGGUACGAGUGUCUAAAAAAUAAGGACAAGAAAAUCGAGCGCUGGCACCAGCUACAGAACGAGAACCACGUGGCAAGCGACUAGGACGGAGCCCAGGUCCCGGAGGCCGGGCCCCACCCCAGGCCCAGGCCACCCCCCAGCCUGCCCCAGCUGCCCCCUGCACUCUGGUCCCCUCCUUUAUGCCUCGCUUCCUCCCACAUCUCCUGCCACCCUCCCCGAGCCUGCCUUGGAGGUCUCCCCUCCCCUUGGGCACUGCCACCAAAGACCAUCUCUGCUCUCCCGGAUGCUGGAAGGCAGGCUCCUUGGUCCCUCCAGAUGGAGCAGUCGGCAUGGGACGGGUGUUAGUUUUACAAGGAAGGUGUUAAUUUAAUAGCCUCUCCGUUUGGAUAAACUGUGAAGGCUCUUCAUCCUUGGGGACUGCUUUUAGACCCUCCUGGCCUUGAACAGACACGCAGGGACGACUUGACUUGGCGGUGCCAAUGCCCUCAGGUGCCAGCACACACGGAGGAGGCAGGACUAGCACAUCCAAGCCCCCACUGCUCCUCCAAAACACACCCCCCGAUUGCCAGGAAAAGAGGCCGCAGUGUUCAAACUACCCAGGGACGAGGAACCCACCCUCCUUGCUCCAGAUGAUCAAGUAAUGGCCACACACAGUACGCAAACGGACUCGGUAGCCCCCUUUCGGGAUGAAGCCUAAUUGCUUCCCAGCCAAAAAUAUCUCCUGUUCCCUCUCGCCUCCCCCCUCCCUCGCCCUAUCCCUGCCUCCUUUGCCACAUUAGAGACUCCCUUUCUCACCCUCUCCCUUCUCUCUGCUUCUCCUCGCCUCUCCCUCUCGAAGGAGGGGUAAUAGCAAAAAAACAAACCAACCCAGCAUAUCUUAACACAGCCUCACCCCUGCCUCCUCUCGCGCACACACCCGGAGAACUGGCAGGAAGCCUGCCGGCCCACUUGGGCAGCAUCUCCAAACCUCCCACUUGGCCUGCGGGCAGAGCCAGACGGCCUGGACAUUGGCGCAGCCCAGGCACAUGGCAUCCCCCUGAGUGGUGCCGACUCAGCCCACAGGGGCUUCCUCAGCCGCCGGCCAUCCCAAGGGUACAGGAGGCCUUUAGAAGACGUCAGAGCUGGGGGUCCGAGGGGAGCCUCCUCCAAAGCCCCCACCCCGUCGCCUUCCUCCAGGACUCUCUGCUGUCACUUAGACGGACAAAAUUCCCCCUUCCCGACUCUUUGACUCCGAUUCUUGGCCUCUCUUGCAUCUUGUCUCUUACUCAGAACCACCUCGAGUUUCUCCAUCUCUCUGUCUGUCUGUCUCUCUACACCAAGUCUGUUGGGAGAAACAAAUAACUGUGGAUUCACACCUUUAGAGAGUGGCAGAUCUGACACCAAAGGCUUUGGCUCCAUCACGAACCAAAGAGAAAUGGAGAUGAGCAUCAACUUGAAGUUGGGGCCGGGCAAUCUCCCAUGGCUGGCAAAAGGCUUGGUUGCCCCAAUUUCCGUCACGUCUCCCACCCUGAGAACCACCCCACUCCAUCAAGUCACCACCGUUCUCUAUGAAAGUCAUCAGACACACACCAAAAUUCUCACUUUCCUCACACUCACGCCUUUUACCCUUCCCUUUUCAUGCCCUCGACCCCCAGCUCCCUGCACAGUUCACUGGAGGACACUCCUUUCUUGCCUUGAAUAACCGUUCUCUAGACACCCACUCUCAGCCUUUCCCCAAGGCGGCCCACAGCUCUCCAGCCACCCUCUUUCCUCUUGACCCUUUUCCUUCUCCUAAGCCCCCUCUGGCACCCACUCCCAGCCGCCCUCCCCUCCGCGGUCUUCCCGGGGGAGAAAGCAUGCUGGCUGUGUCACCCGAGCCUCUCGCUGGUGUUGGCGCUGGAAUCAGCAUGCAGCCAGCUCUCGGUGCCCCGGUCUGGGCACAUUCUCUCCCCCACCCCCACCCCUAAAUGCCACCACCUCCCUGCCUGGAAGACACACACACUCUCCGGUGCAUGCAGAACCGGCCACCGCCUUCCUUCGUGAUGAUGUAGCCAAAAAUAAAAUAGGAACG